Cinclus cinclus is the source of this 2161-nucleotide messenger RNA. It is a transcript of the gene TFEC, whose product is annotated as transcription factor EC. Lineage: Eukaryota; Metazoa; Chordata; Aves; Passeriformes; Cinclidae. The record is from RefSeq and is a predicted model, not a curated record. Gene Ontology annotation, cellular component: nucleus. Bases 731 to 2161 code for a protein of 476 amino acids. The transcript is spliced from 8 exons. Gene Ontology annotation, biological process: regulation of transcription by RNA polymerase II. Gene Ontology annotation, molecular function: DNA-binding transcription factor activity, RNA polymerase II-specific; RNA polymerase II cis-regulatory region sequence-specific DNA binding; protein dimerization activity.
AAUGCAAUUCCUCCAGCAAAUGGGAAUGGUUACUGCAUACAAAAUCAGGUUUUCUUUCAUUAUUUUCAAGCAGUUACUUAAAUAUAUAUAUGGUAUGUGCUAUAGAGCAAGUAGGAAACAGUAGGGAAAAAUGAAGGCUUCUCAUUUCAAUUGUGGUCCUUUUUUUAACUGGCAGUUGUUCCUGUUUUCAAGUGUUUGUUUCUACUUUAAUGAGGAUACCAACUUUCAUCCAGUGAGAUGUGUGGGUCACUUUGUUAGCGCACUUGCACACACCAAGGCAACACACCAGCUGGAAAUUUUGACUUUUAGCUGUAUUAUUUUUCCCCAGCAAAUGGUUUUCCUUUUGACAUAUUUUAAUGUACUUGCACACUGAGAGGAAGAGAGGAAGACUUGGUGAACAGAAAACAGACUGUUUUAUUAACCCAGCAGUCACCUUUGAGAUUCAUACGUGUCCACUUUUUUCUUGCCUUUGUACCUAAUCCCAAGAGCCUGGUACCUGGCUUCCCUUGGAAUAACAAAGUCAGUCACAAACCUCCAAACAUGAUUGUUAACUGAAUGCCAACUGUUUCUUCUCAUAUUUUUUCCCUUCCUUUACUUUUUUUUUUAUUUUUUUCCCCCAGUACUGUGCUAGGGAUUGUGUUCUUAUGGGUGCCCUAAACCCAUAAUAUUAAUUUGGGUUUUUAUUGAUGUUUAUACUUUUUAUUUUAUUAUUAUAUUUUUUUAAUAAUAGAUGCACAUUGCUCAAGAAAUUAAAUUGCUGGUUCUAUUUUCUGUGUGUGUGUGUUGUAGUGAUUUUUUCAGCUCUGCGAAUAGUGGGAAGGGAAGAAAGAAAGCAAUGCUGCAGGCACUUACUGGACUACAGUUUCAGCUCAGAGGAAAGCUACAGGAUCAAAAGUGGCCAGACAAGCACCCUCGAGAAGAAGCCCAUGCACAUUAUUCACAGUGCCAUAUGCCAGUUUCACAGUAUCCUACAUUCAGUGGAUUUUUUCCAAUGGGAACACACUUUUCAUCAGACAAAGCUGCAGCAAUCUCAGAGGUACAAACACACUUGGAAAAUCAGUCUAGAUACCACAUACAGCAGAGCCAGAGGCACCAGGUGAAGCAGUACCUGACCCUUGAUACCAAGCUGUCCAGCCAGACACUCUCCCUGUCCCACUCUCACACAAUCCAGCCCGUGGGAGUGAGCUCCAUCCUACGAAACGGACACAUGCCUCCAGUGAGCAGCGCUGGCACUCCGGAAAGCCCUGUCACCAAGCUGCUGGCCCUUGGAGCCGAACACGAAAAUGCGAUGGAAGAAGUCAUUGAAGACAUAAUCAAUAUGGAAUCAAAUUUUAAUGAUGAAGGGAUAGGUUGUUCUGAAACUCCUUUACUAAUGCAAAGAACUCUAUCUAGCAGCAUUUUGGAUAUAUAUAACAGUGACCAGGGAAUGGCACCAGUUAAUAUGGGUCUCACAAAUGCUUCUUGCCCAGCUAAUCUACCAGUAAAAAGGGAGCUCACAGAAGCAGAUACAAGAGCAAUGGCAAAGGAGAGACAAAAAAAGGAUAACCACAAUCUCAUUGAGAGAAGAAGAAGGUAUAAUAUUAAUUACCGAAUCAAGGAGCUUGGCACACUCAUCCCCAAGUCUAAUGAUCCUGAUAUGCGUUGGAACAAAGGAACUAUUUUAAAAGCAUCGGUAGAGUACAUCAAGUGGCUACAAAAAGAACAACAGAGAGCCAGGGAAUUAGAACACAGGCAGAAGAAAUUAGAGCAUGCUAACAGAAGACUUCUACUCCGAAUUCAGGAGCUGGAGAUCCAGGCACGUGCGCAUGGCCUUCCAGUCAUGUCUUCGCUCAGUGCUGUUGAUUUAGCUGCACAGGUCAUCAAGCAACAGUCUUAUCCAGAGGAGAACUCUGUAGACUACCCUCAACAAAUGCCUCUGGUACAUGGACAAAAUUCUGGUGUCUGCGAUGGAUCUACAGCCUUUUCUGAUCCACUCUCACACUUCACGGAUUUGUCCUUCAGCGCAGCUUUAAAAGAAGAACAACGACUAGAGGAAAUUUUAUUGGAUGACACAGUGUCUCCAUUUGGAACAGACCCACUCUUGUCCUCCACAUCUCCAGCUGCAUCAAAAGAGAGCAGUAGAAGAAGCAGCUUUAGCACAGAUGAUGGAGAUGAUUUAUAA